Aureobasidium namibiae CBS 147.97 is the source of this 885-nucleotide messenger RNA. RefSeq lists its product as uncharacterized. Gene Ontology annotation, cellular component: nucleus. The record is from RefSeq and is a predicted model, not a curated record. Gene Ontology annotation, biological process: regulation of transcription by RNA polymerase II. Lineage: Eukaryota; Fungi; Ascomycota; Dothideomycetes; Dothideales; Saccotheciaceae. The transcript is spliced from 2 exons. Gene Ontology annotation, molecular function: cyclin-dependent protein serine/threonine kinase regulator activity. Bases 1 to 885 code for a protein of 294 amino acids.
AUGGCUCCGGUAAUAGGAUUAUCACACAUCACAAACCCACUUGCAACGCCCGACCAAUUACAAACAACAGCCUCUCAGCUGGACAGAAUUCCUGCUGAACUGGAGAUCUCGAUAAAGUUCGAAAGUUCUAGGCUGAUACAGGCUGCUGGAAUUCUGUUGCAUCUUCCUCAAGAGCUCAUUGCAGAAGCCAUUAUCAUCUUUUCCAGAUUCUGGCUGGGUCCGGAAGGCGGAAGCUUAGCUGAAUUUGCUGCCAAGGAUGUCAUUGCCGCCUCAUUGUAUCUGGUGACCAAGCCCUCGGCGCAUCCAGUAAGCCCUAGACGGCUCCUGAGCGUUCUAGCAUACCUGAACACAGUUCGACCAUCACUCGAUCUCGAGUCAGCCAGUCAGAUCACCCCUGAGGACUGCUUCCUCUCAGAAGGCAUCUACCAAGAUGGGCGACUGGCUUUGAUCCACACCGAAGCCCAGAUGCUUCGUAUUCUUGGCUAUCAGACCCAUGUGUCCCUCCCGUACGCGAUCUGCAUCAAUUACCUGCAAGCGCUCGAUGUGUUCACGACAUCUGAGAACGGUCAAGCUCUGGCAAAGAAGGCGUUUGCACAUCUCAACUCGGCUUUGUUCAGUCCACAGAUACUCUACUUGACACAUCAGCCUCCAGCCCUCGCUACCGCAGCUAUUUAUCUUGCCGCCAAGGAGACAGGAGUGAAGUUGCCUGGUGAGGAAUGGUGGGAGGUCUUCGAUGUUGAUAGAGAGGAACUUGGCUUCCUAGUAGUCGCGUUGAUCUCAAUGGAGGGAUUCAUCGCUGAAGAAGUAGAGAAGUGGGCCAAGAACAAGGUUCCAUUGACCCUCGAAGACACUCAAGCUUGGAUAGAUAGAGAGUCACGGGUUUGA